GUGGGUGCACUCAUGUGUGUAUGUAGGAAAUAUUGUAAUCCUGCCACAGUAAAGAGGCAAGCUAAGGACACAAACACAGACACUGAUAGAGCAGCGUUACCAGCAGUACCAGUCAUGAGUUCAGCUCUGUAUCUGGUCCUGCUUUUCUCAGCUCUGUGGACGCUCUCCUUCUGUGCAACUCGUCAGUUUUAUGUGGUGAAUGAAAGAAAGUCCUGGACCAAAGCUCAGAACUACUGCAGAGAGAAAUACACUGACCUGGCCACCAUUGAGAGCAAGGAGGAGAUGAACGCUGUAACAGCUGUUGUCAAAGGGACAGCAGGCCGUAUCUGGAUAGGACUGAGACAGAAAUAUCCAAAGAGCAGCGCUGUCUGGAUCUGGUCAGAUGGGAGUAACUCCUCAUACAGAUACUGGAACAAUGGAGAGCCAAACAACGGUGUGGGUAAUGUCUGUGUGCAGUUAUGGAAAAGCCCUGAAUACAGGUGGAAUGAUGACUACUGCACUCGCUCAAAUCCAUUUAUCUGCUAUAAAAAGCUUCCGCUCCUCCUGAUUAAUCAGAAGAAGACGUGGAGAGAAGCUCUGAGAUACUGCAGAGUGAAUCAUGUGGAUCUGGUUUCUGUUCACACUGAGGAAAUCCAGCACUGGGUGGAAACAGCUGUUUAUUAUGCCUCCACUGCUAAUGUGUGGAUGGGUCUGCGUCACACCUGCACCCUGAAUAUCUGGUUCUGGGUGAAAGGAGAGUUCAUCUGCUACCAGAACUGGGCUCUGGGGAACGGGACAGGGGUGGAAGACUGCAGUGGAGGAGAAAGAACAGGAGCGGUGCAGUCUGGGAGUAAGCAGUGGGUCAGUCUGCCAGAGAAUCAGAGACUCAACUUCAUCUGCACUGUUUAGGGUGAGACAGAGGACUGAAUGUCUGUCAACAGCUACAUAUUGAUGGUGAAAGAAAUACCAACUGAUCCUGUUUGCUCCUUCACGUAUAACUGGGACAGUGGUAUGUUUUGUUAUCAUUGUUAAAGGCUUCAGCAACAUGUUUCAAAUGUAUUCUGAUAUGAAGGUUAUUUCCUGCAGUAAUUCGUGGGGGUUUUUAAUUCACUUAUAUGCUAAAGACUUUUACUCUCAUUAUUCAUUCAUACAUUCAUAAAAAGUUUCCAAACUACAAACGUGUGAAUGUGUGCUGAUAUAAAUAUUCUCAAAGCGUUAAUUAAAGUACUCAAGAAUCAAACAUUAGGUUUAAUUUAGGCUAUAUAUAACAUAUCCAAUGACUGAGCUUCUGCCUACAAACUACAAUCAUCACAGUCCGAGCACAUAAAGCAAAUAUAGGGUUUUUAGCAGGUAGAACAGAUUACAGCCAGGCAGGGAUUUUAGAAUGGGCUCUGUUUUAUUUAUUUUUAAUUAUUGUUGAUUAAAAAGAUUUUUACCAGAUUGAUGUUUUGACUUUGGUAUGAAAAACAACAGAUUUUUACAAAUCGUGUUUACCUAUAUUAAAUUUGCCAGUGCUGGACAGUAACUGAGUAAAUGUAAUUGGUUUCUGUACUUAAGUAGUUUUUUUCAUGUAUUUAU
Messenger RNA from Pygocentrus nattereri (red-bellied piranha), 1557 nucleotides. RefSeq names its product macrophage mannose receptor 1-like. The transcript is spliced from 6 exons. NCBI's taxonomy places the organism in Eukaryota, Metazoa, Chordata, Actinopteri, Characiformes, Serrasalmidae. The record is from RefSeq and is a predicted model, not a curated record. Bases 13 to 888 code for a protein of 291 amino acids.